This is a messenger RNA of Bipolaris maydis ATCC 48331, 1899 nucleotides long. RefSeq lists its product as uncharacterized. The record is from RefSeq and is a predicted model, not a curated record. Lineage: Eukaryota; Fungi; Ascomycota; Dothideomycetes; Pleosporales; Pleosporaceae. Gene Ontology annotation, molecular function: N,N-dimethylaniline monooxygenase activity; flavin adenine dinucleotide binding; NADP binding.
AUGAUCACCGAGUCAAUAAAAAAGAUAAACGGGUAUGACAAAAAUGCCUCUAUAUACUACCCUGUCAUCAUCGUCGGCGCUGGAGCGUCAGGAAUUGCCGCCGCUUGUCAGUUAAAAGCCCAACUCGGAUUCGAUCAGUUCCGUGUCUUUGACCGGCAGACUGGAAUUGGAGGGACUUGGUGGAUCAAUCGGUAUCCUGGUGUUGCUUGUGACAUACCCGCAGUCUUCUACUCCUUCUCCUUUGCUCAAAACCCCAACUGGAGUGCCUUCCGCCCGCCCGGCAAGGAAAUCGCCCAGUACUACCACGAUGUGUGCGAGAAAUACCAAGUCAUUGACAAAUUCGAGCUCAACACCGACAUCCAGAGUUGCAAAUGGCUAGACAACGAAGCCCUAUGGGAAGUUACCUUACGCCGUCUUGUCGCAGGCACGGGCGACCUCUCAUCCAGAGAACGCAUGAAGAUUGUCCAAGAAAAGGGCGAACAGGCAGUAUAUUCUGAGACGCAAGUCGUGAAGGCAAAAGUAGUGCUGAGCUGUGUUGGCGGCCUGGUUGAGCCCAGAGCCUUUCCCGAGAACAUCAAGGGGAUUGAAAAAUUCAAGGGCAGAGUGUUUCACUCUGCACGAUGGGACGACACAGUCAAUCUCACGGAUAAAAACGUCGUGGUGGUAGGAUCAGGAUGCAGCAGCGCACAAGUUGUGCCUCCACUGCCUCACCCCCCUUACAACGCCAAAUCAGUAACCCAAAUCAUGCGAUCACCCCCAUGGGUCGUCGCUUCCGUCCCACCUCCCGGAGGUGACGAGUGGUGGAGCGCAAACAUGCCCUGGCUAAUGCGCAACAUACCCGGCCUCAAACAAAUUGUCCGUUUCGUCGUCUUUUUCAACACCGAAAAAGUCUUCUUCCAAAUCUUCCCCAACACGCCCAUCUCAUUGUUCAUGCGUGCAAAAUACCAGGAUUGGCUCCUCGACCAUAUGCGCAAAACCGCACCUAAGAAAUAUUGGGACAUGCUGACGCCAGACUAUGGGGUGGGAUGCAAACGCCGCAUCUACGAUCAGUACUGGCUCAACAGCCUGAAUGAUCCCAAGAUAGAACUUACGACACAGCCUCUAAACAGAAUCACUGAGACAGGCGUCAUUGUCGGACCAGGUGCGUCGUACCCGGCGAAUGCAAAAAUAGAAGACUAUCCCGAACGCGAAAUCCCCGCCGACAUCAUUGUCCAUGCUAACGGCUUCGACACGACGCGAUGGCUGCAUCCGCUCAAAGUCAUUGGUAAAGAGGGAAAAGAUAUCGUCCAGGUCAUGGAGGAGAGGGGAGGCGCACAAGCCUACCAGGGCACUGCGAUGGACGGGUUCCCGAAUUUCAUGAUGAUAUUCGGGCCCAAUACUGUGACUGGGCAUUCCAGCGUGCUCAUGGCGAGUGAAAACAUGAUCAAUUACUCCAUCAACUUCAUCCGACUCAUCCUUACACGCGAAGCUCGCACCUUCGACGUCAAGCCCGAGGCCGAAAAAGCGUACACAGCCGAGAUGCAGCGUGCGAUCGACAACACCGUCUGGAAAAGCGGGUGCUCGAGCUGGUAUUUUACCGAAAAUGGUUGGAACUCGACUGUGUAUCCCUACUCGCAAGUUUUCUUUUGGUAUCGCUGUCUGUUCGUCAGGUGGAGUGAUUGGAAUAUUGAGUAUACGAGAGAGGGUCUGGUGAGGAUGAGGAUGAGGAUGGUGUUAAGGAUGUUGGUGCUGCUGCUUGUGGGUUAUGGAAUUUGGAAAUUGAGGCUGUACGAGUUGGGGCUGAGGGAGUGGACGUAUCUUGGCCGAAUUGUAGCGCAGGCUUCCAUGCAGAAUGCUAUGCGAAUUGGGAAUAGGCUGAGGAGUUCGAUCUGGUAGUGAAAUACAUAGGUAGUCGUGGAU